Messenger RNA from Coniophora puteana RWD-64-598 SS2, 531 nucleotides. Its product is annotated as kinase-like protein. Gene Ontology annotation, molecular function: choline kinase activity; ethanolamine kinase activity. The transcript is spliced from 2 exons. Gene Ontology annotation, cellular component: cytoplasm. The coding region runs from base 1 to 474 and encodes 157 amino acids. Gene Ontology annotation, biological process: phosphatidylethanolamine biosynthetic process; phosphatidylcholine biosynthetic process. Lineage: Eukaryota; Fungi; Basidiomycota; Agaricomycetes; Boletales; Coniophoraceae. The record is from RefSeq and is a predicted model, not a curated record.
AUGGCUCCUGCACACAUGCCUACGAUUAAGCCAUUCAUGUCGCGGAUAGGCAUCAUCGUAGUCGAUUUCGAAUACUCAGCCGUCAACCCGCUUGCCUUUGAUAUCGCGAACCACUUCCACGAGUGGACAGCCAACUACCACUCCGACGUCCCCCAUAUCCUGGACCCGUCCCGGUACCCCACCCUCGAGCAGCGACGGAACUUCUAUGUUGGCUACCUACAGCAUGCCGCGAGCUCGCUGUCGGACGUGGCGGGCGAGAGCCCAUCUCCAGCUAGCGAGAAGGAUCUCGCAACGCUCGAGCGUCAAGUCCGCAUCUGGAGUGCAGCAUCACACGGGAUGUGGGCGAUUUGGGGUAUCGUACAGGCCCGCGACGACUUGGCGAGGGGAGAGACUCAGCCCGAGUUCGACUAUAUUGGGUACGCACAAUGUCGGAUGCAGAGUUUCCGUAGGGAGGUAGAGGCGCUCGGAAUCUAGUUCCUUAGAACAGACCUACUAUAUAUACCCGGCCAUUUAUUGUUUGUGUUGGUUCUC